AUGACCAACUACUUCGACGCGGCCGUGCGCCUCGGCGUGUGGCGCGAGUACUUCUCCGUCACGCCCGCCGCCGAGCACGACAGCGGCUUCCGGCGCGUAUUCGCGGACAACCACUACCUGUCGUGGCUCUACGCGCGCUGCGAGGCCACGGCGAUGACCGUCGACGUCGAAGACGGAAACUGGAUGCGCGCCUCCGGCUUUCAGCGAUCGCCGUCCCGGUACAUGUGGCGGCAGAACCACGGCCGCACGACGCAGCACGCGGCGGCGCUCGAGCGGGCCCACGAGCCCGUGGCGCGCGGGGGCCUCGCGCGCGCCGUCGCCGACGCCGCCGUCCGCGGCCGCUGCGCCGCGGUCCUCGCCGGCGCGGCGGCCGCGGCGCCGGCGACGCUCGUCGACGUCUUCGCGCCCGAGAUCCUCCGCGCGGAGCGCACCGUGGAGCUGCUGCGGACCUGGUUCUACCACGGCCGCUACGUCCUCGAAGGCCUCGACGCGUACCUCGACGACUCGGAGCGGCGGUCCAAGGAGGCGGCGGACCGGGAGCUCAAGGCGCGGCUCUUCCCGGGCCAGCACGCCGCGGGCCAGGCGGCGCUCGCGCGCCUCGCGCGGCUCCGGCGCGACCGGCCCGACCUCGACCUCGCGGGCGACGAGCGGCGGACGCGCGCGCUCGCGCGCCUCUACGUCAAGCGGCGCCUGCGCGCCGCGGCGGACCGGAGGUACGCGUUCCGGCCGCUGGCGGAGAGCGACGUCUGCGAGGGCUUCGUCGACGCCGUGGGGGCGUUCGUCGAGGAGGAGGGGUAA
Aureococcus anophagefferens is the source of this 798-nucleotide messenger RNA. RefSeq lists its product as hypothetical. The transcript has 4 exons. Bases 1 to 798 code for a protein of 265 amino acids. NCBI's taxonomy places the organism in Eukaryota, Pelagophyceae, Pelagomonadales, Pelagomonadaceae. The record is from RefSeq and is a predicted model, not a curated record.